Messenger RNA from Lymnaea stagnalis (great pond snail), 4869 nucleotides. The record is from the annotation of a GenBank genome assembly. Lineage: Eukaryota; Metazoa; Mollusca; Gastropoda; Lymnaeidae.
ACUUCCGCCUUAAAACUAUUUUAGAAAAUAAGGAUAAAAUGUCAAUAAACAGUCAAUACUCAUCAUACUCAAAGAUAUAUGCCAAGAAUGAAUGAAAAGUGCAUUUUCAAAAAUGAAAACAAAUUGAUUAUUUCUUCCAGUCUUCGUUUUGUGGCAUCAGCAAGGAUGGGUUUAUUUUUUUAAAUAAUUUCUUUUGAACCUUGUAAGUUGAGGCUUAUCUAAGUUGAAUUUUAAUAACAGGAAUGGCAAUUUCAUUUAUUAUUAAAUUAUUUUAUUAUUUAGUAUAAUUAUUUAUUAGUCAUUAGAUUUAGAUGAUUAGAUUAGUAGGCCUAAAAAAUGAAGAAAAAGAAAUUAUUAUUUUUACAAUAUUGCCCAUGACCAUAGCGUGUUUUGUUAAAAUGGCAGUAAAUGAUGUGUCCAUUUCAUUUAUCAUUAUCAUUAACAAAUAGAGCCCUGGGAAGCCACAAUUAUUCUAGGUGCUCAACUCGCCCCACUCAGUCACUUCAUAUUUUUAAAUAAAUGUAGCCUAAAUUAGUAAAUAUAAUAAAAAGCUUCUCCUCUAUAGGGGUGCUACUUUUCCAGGAUUAUCCUGGAAUUCCGGAUUCGUGAGGCUAAAUAUUUUUCAGCUCUGGAUUCGCGAGUUUUUAUUUUUCUCGCUCCGGACUCACCAGUUCAGUUUAUUCAAAUAAAUAUUCUGGGUUUUAAAAAAAAUAAAUCAAUGUGUAAGAACACGCGAAAGCGUAUUCAGUGAGAGCGGGUUCGCUAUAAAUAUUACAGGUACUGCGACCACUCGCUUUUGUUUGCAAGCCUCUCACUUUCCUUUGUAAUCAUUGCACAAGAAAUUAUUUCUACAGUGUAUGAAUUUUAUGAGUUUCGUUAAGUUUCAGGGUUUGAAAAAUUUGUUAAUGAAGUUUCAGGUUUCAAGAAAUUUUUAGAAAGGGAUUUCAGGGUUCACAGCUUUCAGUGGGUGGCAGGUGCCACUGGCACCCCUGCUCUUCUCUUUUUAUGAAAUUAAAUAAGACUAGACUAUUUUAAUUAGCCUGGUUCUUAUUGAUUUUUGAUUUUGUUUACAGCAUCUCUAAAUUUUUGCUGCCUUGGUCCUUGUAAAUAAAGUGGAUAAAGUAUUAUUUCUCUUAUUUUUUGGUCUUCAAAAUUUAAAGAAGUUUUAUUGAUGUUUUAGUUUAAUUUUAGAAUUAUUUUAAUUCUAAAAAUAAAUUAAAUUAUCAGUUCCAUGAAUGUUUAACAUUUUAUUUUAAUUUUAGGUUUAGGUGAAAGAUGUCUGGGAAAGAGAAUCAUCGUAAGCGAAAGUUAAAUAUGGAAGAUAACCAUCCUGUAGCUGAAAGGCGUAGAUCAUCUUUGAGCUUAAAACUUUCAGAAGCAAUUGCAGUUGGAAAUAUAGAAGAGGCGGCACGUCUUUUACAAUCAAGUUCUGUACCUAGUCAGACUCUAAGUAAUGCUUUUAUUAAAGCAGUAGAGCUUGGUCAGAAACGUAUUCUUCAAAUGCUGGUUACUGAUGGUGCAAAUGUUAACAAGAGAGACAACAGAGGAUAUACAGCACUAAUGAUUUCCUCAGAGCAUGGCUAUGUCGACUUGGCAAAAAUUCUAGUAAGAAAUGGUAUAAAUGUUAACUGCCAAAACAAACUUGGCCAAACUGCACUUAUCAUAGGGGCAGAAAAGGCAUGUUCACUUCCAUUUCUAGAGUAUCUUUUAAGUGAAGAAAGCAAUGCAGAUGUUAACAUACAAGACAAAAGUGGGAAAACAGCCCUAAUGAUGUCCAUUGAAAGGCAUGAUUAUUGUGCAAUGAAGCUAUUUAUCUAUCGCAAAAGAACUGAUUUCAACUUGAAAGACAAAAGUAACAGAACUGCCACUGACAUUGCCAGACAAUGUGGAAAUGAAGACCUGUUUCACAUAUUAAAAGGCUGCUCUGAGAGCGAUCACUUUAUUACCCCACUAAUGUUGGCAGUGAAAAAAGGUACCUUGGGUCUUGUAAAGUUAAUUCUUGAAGCAUAUGGUCCUGAAACUAUUGAUUUGACUGAUGUCAGAGGCUUUACACCACUAAUGAUGUCUCUGGACAGCUCAAUCAAGAUUGAUAUAGUUAAAGUACUCCUAAAGGCAGGAGCUUCUGUAAAUAAGGCCAACAAGAAUGAUGUGACACCCCUGUUUCUUGCAACUCAAGCAGGAAAUUGUGAAGCUGUACAAUGUCUCAUCACACAAGGGGCAAAUGUCAAUGUCCAGACAGCAAGUGAAAAAAUCACACCAUUGAUGAUUGCAUCCAAGGAGAACCUUAUUGACCUAAUGCAAAUUCUGAUUGUCAGCAAAGCAGAUGUCAAUAUGAAAAAUAUAAAAAAUGAGACUGCUCUGGUUUUAGCAAUGAAAAAUGCUUCCGGGAGCGCCAAAGACUGUGUCCAACUGCUUUUAUCUAAUGGUGCAGAAAUAAAUGAUACUAUAUUUCAUAUGGCAGCCGUAGUAGGACUUCAUAACUUAUUUCCAAAUAUAUCUGACACAAUUAGCAUCUCUAUGAGAAACAAACUGCUUAUUCAUGGAAUCCAGAAUAACAAUCAUGAUCUUGUUGAAUUUCUUUUAGAGAAUGGCGCAGAUGUGAAUCAGGGUGGUCCUUCAAGUCCCGUACCUUUGAUCCAGGCUGUUAAAAAUGAGGCUAUGGUUACUCUACUCUUAAGCUUUGGUGCAAAAGUCAAUGAUAAAAAUUACCUAGAUACCACUGCAUUAAUAGAAUCAGUUCGUUUGGAUAACUGUGGGGUUAUUAACAUCUUAAUCAAGCAGGGGGCCGACAUGAAUGUUGAAACUCGAUUUGGAGAUACUGCUUUGAUAAUUGCUGCAAAGCUCGAGAAGUUGAAUGCCCUGAAGGCACUGUUGGAUGGUAAAGUUGAUGUUGAUUUUAUAACCCACAGUGGAAAAUCAGCAUUACAUGCCUCUAUAAUUGUUGGAAGGUUAACAGCCAUGGAGUUGCUUUUGAAGCAUGGUGCUGAUGUCAAUCUGGGAGAUCACAGUUCUCUAACUCCUCUGAUGUUGUCAGUAUAUGUUGACUCUGAGGCCAUACCAAAUCUUUUAGUAGAACACGGGGCAGAUCCAAACAAGCAAUCUGCAGAUGGCAUGACUGCCCUAAUGUUUGCAUUAAAACUUCGUGAUUACAGUAAAAAUGGUAAAAUAAAAAAGUUGGUUGCAGCUGGAACUGAUCUAAGCAAAACCAACUGCAAAGGAGAAACUGCUUUAAUGAUAGCCGUUCAAAACUGUACCACUGUCGUUAUAGAUUUUUUGAUAAAAAAUGGCGCAGAUGUUAAUGCACAGGACAAGAAUGGCUCCUCAGUGCUCAUUUGGGCCGUGGCCCAUUCAAUAGCCAAUGAGAAUAAGAUAGCUCUACUGAUUGAGCAAAAAGCAGAUGUCAACAAAGCAAAUGAUAAAGGCGAGACUCCAUUAAUUUUGGCUUCCAAGAGCUGCAAUGUCAAUAUUAUGCAGUUAUUGAUUAGCAAAGGCGCCAACGUUAAUGCCCAGGACUAUAAAGGCAUGACCGCUCUCAUGUAUGCUGUAUACUUGGAUUAUUAUGAGAAAAGUCAACUCCUCAUAGCCAGCAAUGCUGAGUUGGACAUUCAAAAUAAUAAUGGAGACAAUGCUGUGAUGUUAGCAGUUGGAAAUGGUGAUGCCAAAGUGCUUAAAGCCCUUAUCCUUGCUGGUGCUAACAUUCAUGCUUGCAAUGAAAAAGGAGAUGGUCCCCUCUCAUUGGCCUUAUCUAAUCUAUAUGUGUACGGCUGGUCUCACAUACGUGACUAUAGUGUUGUUGUCAGCUUUGCCUGCUUAAGAAAAUUGUUGAAGGCGGGGGGGGCACCUGAUAUGCGAGAUCCUAGAAACGCUUUACUCUUCCACAAAUUGAUUGUCAUACCUUGCCAUCAACCAAAAACGAUGGAGCUGUUCAUUAGCACAGGGGCCGCACCCCCUGUGGUUCCAUUAGGGGCAUUAUGAAGUAUAUGCGACACUCCUUAUGACUAUUGUACUGCAUCCCAAAAUAGUGAUCUCAUUUCACCUUUGAUGACAGCCAUAUUUGAUCAAAAUGAUGCCCUGGUUUCUUACUUUUACAGCAUUUGGUACCUAACUCAGAGUGAUAUCAGGAUGCAGCAGAAUAAAUUAAUUUUGAAAAAAUUCAUAAGAGAUUCCUCUGCAGGGUGCCAUACCAAAAGAAUUAUAUGCAAUCCAUUUAGUCUAGGUUCUCUAAGCUUUGUUGUGGUGUCAACAGCUGUGGGGAAUGGCCCUGACCGAGAAGCCAGGGUCAAAUUAUUGCCUGUGCCGGCUGUCAUCAAAAACAGUCUUCUGUUUAAACAGCGGAAGAAGUUUAAUCCUAUACACGCUGAAGCAGGCUCACAGGGCAAUAGUUUUUUAAACUACUCACAACCUGGACUUGUUGGAUUAGACUUACAGGAUUAAUGAAAAGUUCAAUGUUUCAGACCUAAUUCCAUCUAUUAUUACCGGGUAUUAACUUUAGUGAUCAGCAAGUGUGUCACUUGGUUGCAGUGGGGACAAAUAGAGUCCCUAUACUCUGUAAUUGACUGCAUACUGGGUGAUUUUCUGUUCACUAUGCUCUAGUGUUGGUGUCUCUAGUCCCACUGGCCAAAGUAUUGUUCCUUGAACCUGUUCCACUAUUUCCUUCACAUGGUUUGAACAUAGUCCCUCAUUUGCUGUCAUUAAUUAAAGUUAACCAUUUUUUUAUGUGUAGAACUAGAAAAGUCAUUGGCCUGUCUCAGUGGUUUUCAACUGCUAUUUUUUCCUUAAGACACAGGCAUCAGUCCAGCAUUAAUUUAAAGGUUUUUGCCUUUUUCUCCAGUGCCCAGAUUAUUCCUUUUUGGUGUGGAAAAAAGGAGG